AUGGAUCAUCAUUGUCCCUGGACUGCAAACUGUGUGGGUCAUGGUAAUAUGCCACAUUUCAUAAGGUUUUUACUUUGGGUUGAUUAUACUACAGGUUAUACACUUGUACAUUUAUUCAAAAGAGCUGCUACUUAUUGGAAUGAUAGAAAUUUACCUGCAUAUUUGAUUGAUAAAACACCUCUGGCUGCUACUAUUAUUCUCAUACCUUUAAGUUUAUUUGUCUUGACUACUGUGGGGAUCCUAACUUUGAGAGUAUUUUAUCAUAUAAUGUUUUCAGGAAUGUCACAAAUUGAAACUUGGGAAUAUGAAAGAUUAGAAUCUCAAAUACAUACAGAAAGAACUCGUGACAAAAUAAGGCAAAAUUAUGAAACUAUAUUUGGUAAAGAACUUGAAAAUGUAUCUUCAUGGUCGUUCAGUAGAGGCAGUGCUAGUGAAGAUUCACAAAGUUCUGGUUCACCAAACUUCACAAUUGAUGAUAUUGUUUUCCCUUAUGAUUUAAAUCCUUGGAAAAAUUUAAUUCAAGCUUUUGGUUACCCUUGGAACUGGUUAUUACCUUGGGGUGGACUUUUAGGUAAUGGUCUAGAAUUUCCUAGAAGUGAAUACGCAAGUAUUCAAGAUCAAGAUUUGGGUUCUUUACCAUGGCCUCCUGAUAGUGGACAUCAAGAUAGAUUGUCAAGAGGAGAUCAAACUGAUAUUGUUCAAGAUAAUGAAACUGUUGUUACGAGAAGCUCAGGAGUUUAUCAUAGAAAUGAUUUAAAUAGAACUGAAUGGUAUAAUGAUUUUGGUGAAAAACUUUCAGAUUUUGGCGUUGAUCUAGAUGCUGAAAAAUGA
Hansenula ciferrii is the source of this 831-nucleotide messenger RNA. It is a transcript of the gene PFA4, whose product is annotated as palmitoyltransferase PFA4. NCBI's taxonomy places the organism in Eukaryota, Fungi, Ascomycota, Saccharomycetes, Phaffomycetales, Wickerhamomycetaceae. The transcript has a single exon. The coding region runs from base 1 to 831 and encodes 276 amino acids. The record is from RefSeq and is a predicted model, not a curated record. Gene Ontology annotation, biological process: protein targeting to membrane; peptidyl-L-cysteine S-palmitoylation. Gene Ontology annotation, molecular function: protein-cysteine S-palmitoyltransferase activity. Gene Ontology annotation, cellular component: Golgi apparatus; endoplasmic reticulum.